AUGGCCUCCAGCGGUACCAUGCGGGGGACGCCCAACCGUGGGCAAGGCCGAGGAACGAUACCCGCGUUCACCAACAGUCCUGCUUCAAAUAUCCCUCGUCCUGCGUUUGAGGCACAUGCAAGCUCCGCCAGCCAAGCUCAAAGUGAAGCAGGCGGAUCCACGAUGAGUGCCAGCAGACAGAAGCAGUCGAAGAGAGAUGAGGCUAUCCGGAGAAAGAUCGAAACCGACCUCAGCAAGAAGAAACACACUACUUCGCGGUCAAGACAUUCGCGGAAAGCCCCACCAGGAACUGUUCUCGCUCUGCGACCGAGUCAAGCUCUCCAGAUAAAGCCAAAUACCAGUGUUGCAGAGGCUGCACAAUUGAUGGCUGCGAAAAGGGAGGACUGUGUUCUCGUUACCGACGAUGACGAUCGUAUCGCUGGUAUCUUCACGGCCAAAGAUCUUGCGUUUAGGGUUGUUGGUGCCGGCAUCAAGGCCAGCAAUGUCAUGAUUGCCGAUAUCAUGACCAAGAACCCGCUUUGUGCGCGCACAGAUACAAGCGCUACGGAUGCCUUGGACCUGAUGGUCCGAAAAGGCUUCCGCCAUCUACCUGUCAUGGACGAGAAUCAAGAUAUCUCUGGCAUUCUUGAUAUUACCAAGUGCUUCUACGAUGCUAUGGAGAAGCUGGAACGCGCCUACAGCUCAUCACGGAAGUUGUAUGAUGCCCUAGAAGGUGUUCAGUCCGAGUUGGGAUCGAGUCAGCCCCAACAAAUCAUUCAAUAUGUCGAGGCCCUUCGGUCGAAAAUGUCCGGCCCUACCUUGGAAUCCGUCCUCGAUGGCCGGCCUCCUGUCACGGUUAGCGUGCGGACUUCAGUGAAGGAGGCUGCAGCUAAGAUGAAAGAGAACCAUACCACUGCUGUUCUCGUCCAAGACCAAGACUCGAUUACUGGUAUUUUCACAAGCAAAGAUGUCGUUCUGCGUGUGAUCGCUCCUGGACUGGAUCCUGCAACUUGCAGUGUUGUGCGUGUUAUGACGCCUCACCCUGACUUUGCUCCAAUGGAUAUGAGCAUUCAGGCGGCAUUGAGAAAGAUGCAUGACGGUCAUUAUUUGAAUCUUCCCGUCAUGAAUGAGUCAGGUGAGAUUGUGGGCAUGGUCGACGUUCUGAAGUUGACUUACGCGACCCUUGAACAAAUCAACACCAUGUCAACCGGAGACAGUGAGGGUCCUGCCUGGAACAAAUUUUGGAUGUCUUUGGACAAUGAGACGGAAUCAAUGGUCUCUGGAGAAGGGAGUCACCACCACCACACUGCAGGUGGCAGGUCCUUGAUGUCGCCUGACCACUCUCGAGGUCACGAAAGGGUAGUCGACUCAAGCGUUGCUCCGGGGGACUCAGCGUCUCAUGUGGGAUCUCCUCAACACUCCGGCCUGAGCCCAGCGGCAGAUACUCCCGCUGAACAGGUUCCGUUUUCAUUCAAAUUCAAGGCCCCUAGCGGUCGUGUGCACAGACUUCAAGUUAUUGGUGCCAAUGGACUAGCUGAACUCAUUUCUGCUGUGAUUGCGAAGCUCGGCUCCGAGGUAGAGGCUGUGGGGGGAGCUGCUACAUUUGAAGACGGGAAGCUGGGCACCUCGGGAUUCGCCCUUAGCUACCUGGACGAUGACGGCGAUACAGUUUCAAUCACCACAGAUCACGAUCUUCUCGAAGCAAUUUUACUCGCUAGGCAAGGCCGCCGGGAUAAAGUCGACUUGUUUGUUCACGAUCCCGAAAAGCCACCAAUUGCAGCCACUUUUGAUUCUCAACCAGUCAUCACCAGCCAAGCGCAGACUCCACUACCGUCAAACACCAUCCGAGAACGACGAAGAAUUGUCUCUGACGAGGAUGAAGAGAGCGAAGAGGAGCAGCCCGUGAAACCUCGAUAUCGGAAGAUAACCAGCAAGCAGGCAGAAGAGCAAGUACUUGCUGGCGUCCCGAAUGAGUUGCUCUUGCCUGGCGCUAUCGUCACUCUUGCGGUUGUUAUUGUCGGCCGCAAGGCUCUCCGCACUCCCUUCCGAAAACCCUUCGCUCGCGCUCUCACCCACGAAACCCAAGCAAUAGAACACUCCAUUCAAAACCACCUCAAAGAAACGCAUUCAAUCGAAGCUACCAUAAACCAAUUGCACAUUACCAGCUCUUUUGUUCCGCCAUCCAACGAAGGUGAACCAUCCGACGAAAUUAGCGACACCUACGCUUUCAAACGCCAUGUCAAGAAACGUACCGCGAAGCUAGGCUCUAUUGUAGAGAAGCACUACGAGCCCGAAUCUCUGAUCUUGAACCCGCCGAAGCCGGAAGACGUCACAUUGGAGCUGUUGUUGGCAAGCCAAAGUCAUUUGGGCCAUAGUACGAGCUUGUGGAACCCGACAAACCAGAGAUACAUCUUCGGCAUCAGACAGGGCGUCCACAUCAUCUCCCUAGAAGAAACUGCGGCACAUCUACGUCGCGCUGCUAAAGUUGUGGAGGGUGUUGCUUAUCAUGGUGGACUGAUUCUCUUCGUUGGAACUCGGGCGGGCCAAUCAUCUUGCGUUGUCAGGGCUGCUCAGCUAGCAAAAGGUUGCCAUCUAUUUGAAAAAUGGAUUCCAGGCAGUAUAACCAAUGGCGAUCAGAUUCUGUCAAAAUGUGGCAUGAAAGUCGUGGACGAGAAUGAUGUGGAGGUCACGACUGGGUUCGAAAGCAAGAUGGAGGGAUGGCAAGCGCUCAAGCCAGACUUAGUGGUUUGCAUGAAUCCGCUAGAGAAUUAUAUCUUGCUGCACGAAUGUGGACUUAACAAUAUCCCUACGAUCGGUGUCAUUGAUACUGAUGCGGAUCCUACCUGGGUCACAUAUCCUAUUCCCGCGAAUGACGACAGUCUCCGUUGCAUCCAAGUUAUUGCUGGUGUUCUCGGCCGCGCGGGCCAAGAAGGGCAGAGCAGGCGACUUGAAUCCGCUGCAAAAGGAAUAGUGACGUGGUCUCCGCCGGCGGGACUGGGCAUGCCCGAGAUGCAUCCCUCAACAGUCAAGUCGGCCAGCCAACUGAAGAGCGCGCGGGGGCCUGAAGUUGAGGAACAUACAAAGGGAACCAGGUCAAGUCGAGGGGCAAUUGAGGGAAAUGACGAACUGUAG
This is a messenger RNA of Venustampulla echinocandica, 3111 nucleotides long. RefSeq lists its product as uncharacterized. The transcript has 5 exons. The coding region runs from base 1 to 3111 and encodes 1036 amino acids. The record is from RefSeq and is a predicted model, not a curated record. Gene Ontology annotation, molecular function: structural constituent of ribosome; protein binding. Gene Ontology annotation, biological process: translation. Gene Ontology annotation, cellular component: ribosome; mitochondrial small ribosomal subunit. Lineage: Eukaryota; Fungi; Ascomycota; Leotiomycetes; Helotiales; Pleuroascaceae.